AUGAAGUUCAUGAAACUUGGUUCCAAGCCAGAUACUUUUCAGAGUGAUGGGAACAAUGUUAGGUAUGUGGCAAGUGAGUUGGCAUCAGACAUCAUUGUUAGCAUAGGAGAUAUAAAGUUUUAUUUACAUAAGUUUCCUCUUCUAUCAAAGAGUUCUCACUUACAGAAGUUGAUCUCCCUCACCAAUGAAGAAAAUUUAGAUGAAGUUCAGAUUUCUGACAUUCCUGGUGGUGCAAGUGCCUUUGAGACAUGUGCUAAGUUUUGCUAUGGCAUGAUUGUUACCCUUAAUCCUUACAAUGUAAUAGCAACUCGAUGUGCAGCAGAGUAUCUUGGAAUGCAUGAGGCUAUUGAAAAAGGAAACCUCAUUUACAAGAUUGAUGUUUUCCUCAGCUCUAGCAUUUUCCGUAGUUGGAAAGAUUCAAUCAUCCUUCUUCAGACUUCAAAGUCUAUGUUAACCUUUGCUGAGGACCUAAAGGUGGUUAAUCAUUGCAUUGAAUCUAUAGCAAAUAAGGCAUGUGCUGAUGUAUCCAAAGUUGACUGGUCCUACACCUAUAACCGGAAAAAGCUUCCUGAGGAAAAUGGGAUUGAGUCAAACCAGAAUGGAAUCAGAACUCGACUGGUGCCAAAAGACUGGUGGGUUGAAGAUUUAUGUGAACUUGAAGUUGAUUUGUACAAGUCUGUAAUUGCAAAUAUUAAAUCCAAGGCACUUCAAUCUAACGAAGUAAUUGGUGAAGCUUUGAAAGCUUAUGUUUACAGAAGAUUGCCAAAUUUCAGUAAGGGUAUGAUCCAAUGUGGGGAUGUGUCAAAGCAUCGCAUGAUAGUUGAAACUAUUGUGUGGUUGUUGCCUGCUGAGAAAGGCAGUGUUUCUUGUAGAUUCUUACUCAAAUUAUUGAAAGCUGCCAUUUUUGUAGAAUCAGGCGAUAGGAUUAAAGAAGAGCUGGUCAAGAGAAUUGGGCAGCAACUGGAGGAAGCUUCUGUAAGUGACAUUUUGAUUCGCGCACCAGAUGGGGAUACUACAAUCUAUGAUGUUAGUAUAGUACAGAAAAUUUUAAGAGAGUUUUUUAUGAUAGAUCACAAUGCCGAGAUUGAAUCAGUUGGGGGUGGUGAACUGGAGGGAAUAAGAAAGCCAGGAAUAUUAUCAGAUGCAUCCAAGCUAAUGGUUGCAAAACUCAUAGAUGGAUACCUGGCCGAAAUUGCAAAGGAUGCCAACUUGCCUUUGUCAGAUUUUGUUAAUCUUGCUGAUUUAAUGUCUACAAUCUCUCGACCUGCUCAUGAUAGCCUUUACAGGGCUAUUGACACAUAUCUGAAGGAGCACCCUGGAAUCAGUAAGAGUGAAAAGAAGAGGAUAUGCAAGCUGAUGGAUUGUAGAAAGCUAUCAGUUGAUGCAUGUUUGCAUGCAGUGCAAAAUGAGAGGCUACCAUUGCGUGUGGUUGUGCAGGUACUAUAUUUUGAGCAGGUAAGAACUGCUGCAUCAUCAGGUACAAGCACUCCUGACAUACCUAAAGGAAUAAAAGAUUUGAACAAUGAAUCCAAUGGUAGCUCAAGGUCAGGGACAACUAACCCAGAAGAUGACAUGGAUGGUGUAGCCACAGCUGAGGAGCUGAAGGCAUUGAGAAAAGAACUUGCAUCAUUGAGGCUGAGCAAUGGAGUUGGAAACAAUGACAAAGAUGGAGAUACCAAACCCAGCAUGGACAAGGCUGUCAUUGGCAAGGUGAAAGGGUUGCUGAAGUCUAAGAAAUCUUUCAUAAAGCUUUGGGCCAGCAAAGGGGGACAAGGGGAAAAUAGUGGCUCAGACUCGUCAGAGAGUAUUAGUUCUGCUAAUCCAGAAGAAGCCAAAUCUACUCCUUCCAGAAAUAGGAGGCAUUCAGUUUCCUGA
Abrus precatorius (Indian licorice) is the source of this 1875-nucleotide messenger RNA. RefSeq names its product BTB/POZ domain-containing protein NPY2. The transcript is spliced from 4 exons. Gene Ontology annotation, molecular function: protein binding. NCBI's taxonomy places the organism in Eukaryota, Viridiplantae, Streptophyta, Magnoliopsida, Fabales, Fabaceae. The record is from RefSeq and is a predicted model, not a curated record. Bases 1 to 1875 code for a protein of 624 amino acids.